Messenger RNA from Babesia ovata, 1689 nucleotides. Its product is annotated as heat shock protein. Bases 1 to 1689 code for a protein of 562 amino acids. The record is from RefSeq and is a predicted model, not a curated record. NCBI's taxonomy places the organism in Eukaryota, Apicomplexa, Aconoidasida, Piroplasmida, Babesiidae. The transcript is spliced from 4 exons.
AUGGAAAGCGGGGUUCCAAAGACUAGGAUACCUUGGCUUGGUAGAGUCCUAUUAGUCGCUGUCUGGUGUUUGGCGCAGGGGUCGCUCGUCGACGCGAAGGACUACUACCGCCUGCUGGGUGUCUCCAGGAACGCCUCGGAGGCGGAGAUUGCCAAGGCGUAUCGCCAGAAGGCCAAGCAGUUACACCCCGAUGUCGCGCCGGGCAAGGAGGAGGAAUUCAAGGACAUCAACACUGCCUACGAGGUGCUCAAGGACGCUGAGAAGCGUCAGCUGUACGACACGUACGGCGAGGAGGGCCUGAAUGGCGGCGGUGCGCAAUCUCAGGGUCACCAAGGGUAUGACUUCUUCCGGCAGGGCGCCUGGGGCCAACACGGAAGGGCUUCGGGCUUCGCGUUCGACAUGAACGGCGGAUUUUUCGACGACAUCUUCGAUAACUUCGGUUUCGGAGGCGGCAGACAGCACUAUGGUGGAUCGCAAGGUCACCACGGUGGAAGAGGCGCCGGAGGCAGUGGCGGCAAACGCAUGUUCAAAGGGACCCUGGUGGAGGAUGUGGAUGGUGCUGGGUUCACAACUAGCAUGUCUACCAUCCGGACCUUGAACCUAUACGUUUUCUACAUGGACGACUGCCCCCACUGCAGAGAAGCGAAGAGGCCGAUCUCCGACUUCGCUACCAAAUUCAAGGGCGCCAUUCGCAUGUAUGCCGUCAAUUGCAACCUAUACAACAACAUAUGUGUCAAGAACAAGGUAGAAAAGGUGCCGCAAAUCGUCGCCUUCGCCCAGCCCAAUAAACCUUUGUUCUACGACAAGAGGAGUUACGCCGAGCAGCUAGACGCGUUCGUCAGCCAAGCACUGCCGUCUGAGUUUACGAUUAUCACAAAUAGAAUGGAUCUCGAUGAGUUCCUCUUCGAAGAGAGCAAGUUGCUCAAGGUGGUAGCCAUCAUCAAGAGGGGCGUUUACCUCACCAAGCUCAAGGCGCUGGCCAAGGACCUUAAAGACAAGGUCGGCUUCGCGUUUAUACGUGGCAGCAACAAGGAAAUGGUCGCAGUGUUCGGCGCCAGGGGCAACACAACGACGGGUGUACUCAUCCCCAUCGAAGACCCGGAGGCACUCACCGGUAAGUCCGACCUCAAACAUUCACAACAUCUGACCGCGUGUGCAGGCAAAACGAUAGACAUGGGUACUUUGGAGUAUCAUGACAUCGUGCUCAGGCUGAACCUAGCCCAGUUCGAGGCCAAGAGAAGCCAGGGCGUGCACGGCAACGACGCGAAUUAUUCGCAGCUCACUGCGCGCAGGAUGGCAAACGGGGAGUGCACUGCGAGCGACAAUCAGUUCUGCUUCGUUUUCGUCAAAUACGGCAAGGUCAUCGAGGAUGAGGUUCACGAGGCGCUCCGCGGCAUCGCCAGAAAAUACAGCAACGACCCUAUCAAGGUCAGAUUUGUGAAUGCCCAGGAUGAGGCGCAAUUCGUUGCGGCGUUCGGAAUGCCGUCGUCAUGCCCCUUUUACCAAAACUGUGCACGGCUGAUAGCAUACAGGGGUAAACGCAGGAAGUACGAGAUCUUCGACGGCGGACUGACCGUUGAGAACGUGGAGCAGUUCAUCAACAACGUCAUCUCAGGCGCACUGACACUCAAACAGACGCUUACACACGUGCCUACGGUAAACGGCCCAAACCAGCACGACGAACUCUAA